This is a messenger RNA of Bombyx mandarina (wild silkworm), 1608 nucleotides long. RefSeq names its product T-cell activation inhibitor, mitochondrial. Gene Ontology annotation, cellular component: mitochondrion. NCBI's taxonomy places the organism in Eukaryota, Metazoa, Arthropoda, Insecta, Lepidoptera, Bombycidae. The record is from RefSeq and is a predicted model, not a curated record.
UGUGACGGUUCAAUACAUAAUUCAAUAUGAUUCUCAUAAGUUAAUUUAGUGUUCCAAUUUUAUACCACAAAAGUAUUUAUUUUAAAAUUCGUGGCCAAGACUUGUUUUCGACACUACAAAAUGUAUUGUAGACUAAAUAUAAGAUGUAUUUGCGCAAAUGGAGUAACCAGCAGAUUUCUCAGUACAGCAGAAAUCUCUACAGCACUUCGACCAUUUUACUUCAGUGUACAUCCAGAUCUUUUUGGAAAAUAUCCAGAACAAAGGAAAAUAAACGAACAGUCACUGCAACAGCUGAGUGCUUUUUUAGAAGCUCAACAAUCUAGAAGGAGAAUGGUUGUACCGCCUUUGCCAUUCUAUUUGAGACAAAAAAACACAGCAGAAGGUGAAUUUAAAUUAGUACAAAUCCAAUUAAAUGGCAGCGAUACAAGGGACACAGUUGUUAAAGUACUGAACGCAUGUAAUAUAUCAACAAGCUAUGUGGACAAGAUACCUCAAGCUCCUCUAAAAGAAGAUUCAUUUAGCAAACCUGAUUUCAUAAAGGCAUACCAACGCUAUAGUACAGAAUUUGAAAAUGCAACUGAAAUAAAAAAGAAAGUAGAAGAAAAGAAAGCAAUCGACAAUAUUGUAGACUGGGUGUACGAGAACAGUGCUGUGGCCCGUGAAAAAUAUGAGCUGAUGAGCGCAACAAGAGACCAAGUGAAGAGCCUGAUUGAUCACCUAUGCAAAACUUACGGUAUUAAAGAAGUGAAAUAUGAUAAUGGCUGGAAUAUCAGUCAUAUCAGAGGAGCUUUGCAGAGUCUAGUUUCACUUGCUACGCAACAUUCCAAUAUUAUGGAUAAUUUACAAGGCAGAACAAUUGCACUGGGUCAAUUCACCGGAGUGAGCUUGGAUGGAGAUGUAUAUCUUAACAUUAUAGAUGUCAGAAACGAGUGGUUAUCAUUAAUAAAGAAAGUAAGGCAAGAAGACAGCGCGCUGACUAUGAUACCUAGUUAUGAGAAGGCUCUAUCCAGUAUCUUACGUGAUAUUCAUAUACGAAGAAGAAAAUUCAUGCCAAAGGUUUCGGCGGCGCUGUAUUGUAGUCAUCUGAGACAGCUAAUAACGUCCAUAGGCGAUUUUUACGGACGAGGAAACAAAUUUCCUCCGUCUGUACCGGAAUCUCUUAGCAAAUACGAAAUCGUUGUUGAACCGGAGGCAGGCCCUCUGAUGGUGUCACCGACUGGACAGUUCAUCACUCCGUCGUCGUGUCCAGCUGACGAGCUAAUAGCAUACAUAAAUAAUCAUUUAGACGAAGCGACUUUACUUCUAACCGAAUAUAGCAUAAAUAAACACGUCGAGAAAGCAUUACACAAAGAGGUAAAAGAAAGAUUUGGACUACUAGAACUACACAAGGACGAUAGUAUAACUCCAGGACUAAUGAUUUCGUGUUGUCAACGUCUAUUGACUAGAACGGAUAAACUGAAUGCGAAUCUACGAGGUAACAUAUUGUACGUAACACAUUAUUACUCUGUGUUAACUGAAGGCAUUUUAUGUAUACCGUGGAAUUUUAAAUAAUCGAAUGUAUAUAUAAUUAUUACAUCAAUAUAAUGAUAUCAAUUUAAUGUACGUAGU